AUGGUGAACGUUGUGAUAGAUUUACGGCCAAAGGAAUGUUAUACAGAGGGACACCUGGAAGGAUCUUAUAGCUUUCCAUGGGAAAACAUAAAGGAGGAAUCCUGUGGAUUACCUCCAAGGGAUGUGGAUCUCACUGCACUUAUUGAAAAAGAGAUGGAUUUGCAUGCCGUUGAGACCUAUUUAAAUCGUUUUUGUUUUGCAUCACUUAAAGUCAAAGUGUUUGAACCAAAUGGAAAUCUUGUACGUGAAGUCCCUAAAACAACUUGUUGGUCACCAAACCUUUUUCUUUCCGAUUCGAUUCCUUUAGUAGAGUCAGCUAUUGGUGGUUAUUCUCUUGCUCUUGAUGUUGGUUCUGGAACUGGAAGGGAUAUGGUAUUUUUAGCAUCUCGAGGUUGGAACGUCAUUGGAAUUGAAAAUCGACGUCGUUUGAUUGACCAAGGAGUUGCUCUUAGUCGAAAACAUGGUGUUUCAGAACGUGUUCAUUACCUUCAUUGCGAUUUAAAGGAUCUCUAUCCUGUUAAGAAUGAAAGCGUUGAUCUCCUGCACGUUUGUCGUUUUUUACAUCGACCAUCGUUGCAAAACCUCUUGAAGCUACCCCGUAAAGAAGGGAAGGGUUAUCUUAUUUACUCCCAUUUU
Trypanosoma theileri is the source of this 636-nucleotide messenger RNA. RefSeq lists its product as uncharacterized. The annotation marks the transcript as partial. NCBI's taxonomy places the organism in Eukaryota, Euglenozoa, Kinetoplastea, Trypanosomatida, Trypanosomatidae. The transcript has a single exon. The record is from RefSeq and is a predicted model, not a curated record.